AUGAACACUCUUAACUCUUACUCCAACUUUAACGCUGGUCACCCUCACGACGCCUCCGGCAUUGGGGACGGCCAGUACGAAGACGAUAAUUAUGAGGAACUUCUGGUUAACAUGCGCAACACAGGACACGCGAUGGCUGCAGAGGCCGGUCCGGUGAUCGUCCCCGACUUCAAUGCCUUUAAUAACGGUGUCCCGAACAUGUAUGUGGCCACACCGUUUGAGAUCGCGAAUUGGCAGGCCGCCGCACCCACACCGGUCGCCCCGACCACUCUUAGGCUGCCGUCGCCUUCGAGCUCCGUGAUCAUCAACAACUAUCUCCGCACCCACCCGCUCGGUGGCCCCAUGAACCCGCAGCUCUUCGGCACCUACAGCGCGCCGAACACCAGCGACUAUGACGUCCGGGGCUUCUCGAACAAUCCCAACAUCUUUCCACCUUGCGAACUCCAGCAUGUUACAUUGUCGGGGCCAGGCGAGUCCUUCGCUGACGAGGCCGCGGCGUACCCACCGGCCGUCCCAACUGCUGUUGCGCCCUCCCGUCCCCCGCCCAUGGCGUCCCUUAUGGAUCACCCCAACGUCCUCGCGCUCGGUGGUGCCUACGGUGUGCCGCUGAACACCGGCGGCAACGACAUUCCCGUCUUCCCGAAUGGUUUCAACACCUUCGCUCCUUCCGACACCCAGCCUCUUCCCAUGCCGGCGCUGAACAUGACCUUCGCUAACGAAAUCGUGGCGCCCCAACCUGCGAUUCCGAGUGUCGUCGCACCGUCGCUGCCAUCAACCCUCAUAGGCUACCCCUUCCCGCUUGGUGGCUCCAUGUUCCCACAGCCCUUUAGCACUUACAGCGUGCCGCCGAACACCAGUGGCCAUAACGCCCUGUUCAAUGCGGACGCUCUCUACAACCUCCCUCCUCCCGAUUUCCACCCCGGUGCGGCACAGGAGCAAGGUGCGUUCUUCCCUCUUCAGGCCGCCAAGGCCCAUGCUAAUCGUUUCCAAUCAGCUCCCCGCCACACCCACCACCACUCUUCGGUGAACGCGCGCCACGCGCCGUACAACACCGAAAUGCCUCAGGCUAACGCUGCCAGCGUAGACCUGAGUGCGAACAACUUGACAUCAACGAGGGCCACCCGCAGGGGAGGUGCCCGUGCGGGCAACACACGCAGAGCCAAGGAGUCGCUCCUCAAGGCACAGCUGGCCGAACACCGCCUGGCCAUCCGAAGUGACCCUACCAACUGGGAGGUGGCCGACGACGUGCCUGAAAGUGUGCUCGUGUGCGAAUUCCGGGGCUGCACGGCCGACCGAGAACUAUGGGAGGGCAGGUACCCUAAGUGGGAGUGGUCGGAGGGCCAGCGCUACAUCAGCCACGUCGACACACAUCGUCCCAAGGGCCACAAGCUCUUCACGCACCCGUGCGACGCCUGCGACAAGGUAUACACUAGGCAGGACGCCUUGCAUCGCCAUUAUGUGACACGCCACGCAGGGCCCCGGGAAGGUGGCGCGGGCGCUGGAUCUGGAAACGCGCAGGCGGGACCGUCCCGCUUGACUGCGUCCUAA
This is a messenger RNA of Peniophora sp. CBMAI 1063, 1548 nucleotides long. Lineage: Eukaryota; Fungi; Basidiomycota; Agaricomycetes; Russulales; Peniophoraceae. The record is from the annotation of a GenBank genome assembly.